AAUAUAAUGACAUGUGAUCACAGCCCCGCCCCCUGUAUGACAUCAGUGAUAUAAUAGUGAUAUAAUUAAUAUAUUAUUAUCCGUGAGCUCUGGGGCUACUUUUUGGGUUAUCCUGGAGAGUAAAUAGAUGUCCAUUAUUGAUCUCAAUGAACAGGUCUUUGCCUUACCGUAUAAUUCCAGCUCUAGGUGGCACUCACACCUCAUUUAUUUGUUGGCGGGGUUGCCUAUCCCAGUAAUAACAUUACCCUAUUGUUUAUGAAUACAUCUUAAGGACUGGAGCAGGAAGAGUCCGGGCAGGAAGAGUGUAGUUUCCACAAUUUCCUGCGGCUCUGCCUGUAGAGAUAUUCUUCUGUGUUUUGAAACCUUCCACUGGGGACACGAUCAGUAAGUUCUCACCGACCGUUGCGACUGCAACACCUCUAUCUACUGCGGAGACCGCUCACCCUACUGGACGGAGUUCGGCUGAUUAUUGAUUUUUUUUCCAGGAUUCUGGGUGUUUUUUUCCUCUUUUCCAAUGACAGGAUGUUUUUACCUAUAGUUGUGACCUUGUUGGGAUUGUGGUCCGUCGGAGGAAAGACAAUCGACUUCACAAUCAACUCCAUUAAGCUGAAAGUUCUGCCGAGCACCAACCUGAGAAAUGGGGACAAAGUAGAAUUGCAAUGUGAUGUGAUGAUCGCCAAGACCUCAGAAUUACAGCUGAACAGCACAAUCACCUUUUAUAUGGACGAUACCAAGAUCUUCACAACAAACAGCUCCACCCAAGACCAAGCGUCUUACACAAUCCCAAAGGCCAGGGCGUCCCAUACUGGAAUAUAUAGGUGUGACGUGUCUGUGCAGAACACCACACAAGUCAGUGAGGAGGUGGAAAUUAAGGUGACUGGGCUCUCUAGUCCUCUCAUUUCUGUUUCCAAGAAUCAGACCAGUGAGGGAGAUGAUGUGACCGUGAGAUGUGAGGCUCCGGAGGAAUGGAGGAUGAUGACCUUCACAUUCUACAAGAUCAUCCAGAAGGGCAAAGAAAAGGAAGAAAAGAAGUCCAAAGGCAGCACUGACAACCAUAUGGAGGUCAAAUUUAGGAUCAAAGAAGGAGAAGAAAUCUUACAAUUUAAGUGUGAAGUACAACUCGUUGUUACAAGUGAAACCUCCCCACCUAGCAAAAUGCAGACAGUCACUGUGGUGGCUCAGUUCAGUACACCCAGGAUCGAGGUUUCACCGUCACUCAACUUCACUGAAGGAAAAAACAUGUCGGUGCUGUGUUCUGUUCAGGAGGCUCCGAAGCGUUCAGAAGACAUGAAGCUGACACUGCAGAAGGACGGACAGAUUAUCGACAGCUCCACCACAAAUACCUUGUUCUACUCUCGAGUUGCCACAGUGGAGGACAUGGGCAACUACACCUGUAAGGUGGAGAGCAGGAAAACCUCCAAGUCCAACAGCGCCAAGAUAGUCAUAAUCGAACUAUUCCCCAGACCCCAUCUGAAGCUGCAGAGGACGAGCAGCAAUCAGUUCAUCCAUGAGGACGAGUCCAUGACCCUGAGCUGCUUGGUCGAUGGUUUAUCGCAGCAAACGGCAAAUAAUCUGGAGUAUAAAUUCUUAACAACAAAGAGAAAAAUCACAAGGAGAGGAGGAAGGUUUCACAUGAACGCGAUGGAGUCAUUAAGUGGAUCCUAUGUGUGUCAGGUCACAAUAGCCAACAUCACAAAACUAAGUGAACCCCUGGACAUAAACAUCUAUGCUCCAGUGAAGAGCCCAGUGCUGACGCACAUCAUGAGGAGUAACAAGACGGUGAUCCUCGGAGACACCCUGGAACUGACGUGCAGGAUCCAGUCGGGGACUCCGCCCAUAACGUAUUCCCUGCUCCGGGGGAACCAUACCCUGAUGCAAAAGACAAUACACGGGGACAAGGAAGCUCGAUUUCUAGUGAAUUCCUCCAAGUCACAUGACCUGGGGCAGUACAGGUGCCAAGCGACCAACCGAAAUACCAAGAUGAGCGGAAAGUACAGCAACAUUGUGAACGUCACCAUCAUCGUCCCCAUCAGUCGUGUAAACCUGACAAUCAUCCCAGACAAGGGUGAGGUGGAGGAGGGGGCAGAAUUGUCCUUGAUUUGUCAGGUAGAGGAUGGAACACUGCCAAUCAACUACCUGUUCUACAGAAAGAAGGGAGAAAAGAUGACUCUGAUGAACAGCACCCGCGCCAAGACACUGAGCGCCCAAUACCAAGUGGGCAAAUUCAGCAAAGAAGACGAUGGCACCUAUUACUGCAUGGCCGACAAUGGGGCGAACAAGGAAGUCACCAGCAACUAUAGAGACGCCAGAGCUGUCCUCGCCACUUGGAAGAAGGUGGUUAUCGGUGUGUUUGUCUCCGUCAUCAUCCUCGCCGCCAUUACUAUCUGCGCAUACCUGCAAAUGGACAAGAAGAAAAAGGGUAAAGACAUCACCCCGAAGAAGAGCAGAUCCUCAAAGCCGGUCACAGCAAAUAAUGAGAAGCCAGCGGUGGAGAUGAAGGCGGGGGAGGCGUAUUACGGAAACGUGAAGAACGAGGAUGAGCUCCACAUUCUGAGAACAGGAGAAGAGAGUCCAGGAAACACCCAGCAGAACCACCAGGAGGAGCAGACAGAAGCCAACGGGGACAGAGCAGACACCCCCCCAGGUGACCACAAAAAUGAUGCUGCAGAAAACAAUGUAAAUAGAACAGAAGAUGCUCCGGACGCCAACAAUCACCCAUAAAAUGGUCACAAUGAAGACCAACCCUGGAAGAGAAAGCAGCAUUGAGCACCAAACCGCGCCAUCCAUGACAACACCAAACCACAUUAUCCAAAACAACACCAAAUCGUGCCAUACAUGAUAACGUCAAACUGCGCUACCCAUGUCAACACCAAACCGUGCCAUCCAUAACAACACCAAACCAUGUGAUCCAUAACAACACCAAACCAUGCCAUCCGUGAUAACAUCAAACCGUGCCAUCCAUAACAACACCAAAACGUACCAUCCAUGACACCAAACCGUGCCAUCCAUGGCAACAUCAAACCAUGCCAUCCAUAACAACACCAAACUAUGCCAUCCGUGAUAACACCAAAACGUGCCAUCCAUAACACCAAACAGUGCCAUCCAUGAUAACAUCAAACCGUGCCAUCCAUAACAACACCAAAACGUGCCAUCCAUGACACCAAACCGUGCCAUCCAUAACAACACCAAAACGUGCCAUCCAUAACACCAAACCGUGCCAUCCAUGAUAACAUCAAACCGUGCCAUCCAUAACAACACCAAAACGUGCCAUCCAUGACACCAAACCGUGCCAUCCAUAACAACACCAAAACGUGCCAUCCAUAACAACACCAAACCAUGCCAUCCAUGAUAACAUCAAACCGUGCCAUCCAUAACAACACCAAACUGUGCCAUCCAUAACAACACCAAACCAUGUGAUCCAUAACAACACCAAACCAUGCCAUCCGUGAUAACACCAAACCGUGCCAUCCAUAACAACACCAAACCAUGUGAUCCAUAACAACACCAAACCAUGCCAUCCGUGAUAACACCAAACCAUGUGAUCCAUAACAACACCAAACCAUGCCAUCCGUGAUAACACCAAACCGUGUCAUCCAUAACAACACCAAACCAUGUGAUCCAUAACAACACCAAACCAUGCCAUCCGUGAUAACACCAAACCGUGCCAUCCAUAACAACACCAAACCGUGCCAUCCAUAACAUCAAACUGCGCCAUCCAUAACAACACCAAACCAUAUGAUCCAUAAUCACACCAUCCUAACAGCAAUGAAGGGUCUGCCGCCCAUCCUGACCCCAACAAGAUAUCGUAGAUAGAGCCAAGGCAUCGGGAGACACCUCUUCAUGGUUGGCUAUAGAGUUCUCCCCAUAAAUUACCACCAUAACCAGCUCCUCCCAGAGUCCAUGGUAAAGUCUUCAGGAUUGUCUCAUGGACCCAGCUCCUCUGGUCUCCAGGAUUGUCUCGUGGCCCCGGCUCCUUUGGUCUCCAGGAUUGUCUCGUGGCCCUGGCUCCUAUGGUCUCAAGGAUUGUCUCGUGGCCCCGGCUCCUCUGGUCUUCAGGAUUGUCUCGUGGCCCCGGCUUCUCUGGUCUUCAGAAUUGUCUCGUGGCCCCGGCUUCUCUGGUCUUCAGAAUUGUCUCGUGGCCCCGGCUUCUCUGGUCUUCAGGAUUGUCUCGUGGCCCCGGCUUCUCUGGUCUUCAGAAUUGUCUCGUGGCCCCGGCUUCUCUGGUCUUCAGAAUUGUCUCGUGGCCCCGGCUUCUCUGGUCUUCAGGAUUGUCUCGUGGCCCCGGCUCCUCUGGUCUUCAGGAUUGUCUCGUGGCCCUGGCUCCUCUGGUCUUCAGGAUUGUCUCGUGGACCCAGCUUCUCUGGUCUUCAGAAUUGUCUCGUGGCCCCGGCUUCUCUGGUCUUCAGGAUUGUCUCGUGGCCCCGGCUUCUCUGGUCUUCAGAAUUGUCUCGUGGCCCCGGCUUCUCUGGUCUUCAGGAUUGUCUCGUGGCCCCGGCUCCUCUGGUCUUCAGGAUUGUCUCGUGGCCCCGGCUCCUCUGGUCUUUAGGAUUGUCUUGUGGCCCCGGCUUCUCUGGUCUUCAGGAUUGUCUUGUGGCCCCGUCUCCUCUGGUCUUCAGGAUUGUCUCGUGGCCCCGGCUCCUCUGGUCUUCAGGAUUGUCUCGUGGCCCUGGCUCCUCUGGUCUUUAGGAUUGUCUCGUGGCCCGUCUCCUCUGGUUUCCAGAAUUGUCACGUAGCCCCGGCUCCUCUGGUCUCCAGGACAGGAGAUGCCAUCUGCUCCCAUCAUAGGAGGACAUGUUAUCUACAGCUGGUUCAUGAGAAGAAAGGAUAAAAGGGGCAACAAGCCCCAUGAUGCACUAGAGUCAUAUAGAUCCCAAGAGAUCAGAGGAUCUCCCCCCCAGCCACGGCGCCCCUAAUACCCCAUAAUUCCUGAAUACCGAAUGCGGGAAAACAAUGCUUGCCCCCCUCCCCACAAGACACCGGAAUAUACUACUGCUUCAUUGUAUUGUCUGCUUGUUGUAAAUAAAGAUUUUAUA
Molecule: messenger RNA, 5033 nt
Organism: Hyla sarda
Lineage: Eukaryota; Metazoa; Chordata; Amphibia; Anura; Hylidae
Product: platelet endothelial cell adhesion molecule-like
Exons: 15
Coding region: 523-2721 (732 amino acids)
Biological process (GO): cell surface receptor signaling pathway
Molecular function (GO): transmembrane signaling receptor activity
Source: RefSeq, a predicted model, not a curated record